AUGCGAUUAUUUUAUGUUACAGCAACACGUCAGCAUUGUGCUGAUAACAAGCUAGUGCUGCCCCCAUGCGCCCUUCUGGAUGCGCCGUCACCAGCGUGCACCGAAGAUCUGCGCUCGAAUAAUGCCCGAGUUGAGUACUAUGGGAGCCAGCCGCCGCCGUACGUCAUCGUUGCCAUUUCACUGCGUAUCGAGCCGUGUGCCGAACGUGCGACACUCAGCCGAAGAACAUUUGGUGCCGUUAUCGAUCGACGGCGGCGGCAGGACAGCGGAGGUCGAGUGACAGAGGUGGUGGUCCGUUCGAGCAGUCGUCGUCUCGCCGCGCAGAUGAACAAAUCCGACUACUACUCGGAGGAGAAGACAUUCAGCGCGCCGUUCCCGAAAUCUGGGAGGCAUCCGCCAAUUUCUCAGGCGAAGCUAAAUGGCAAAGGUUUGAAGGAUCUUGAUGACCAUGAUAUUGACGGUUUGCUUUCAAAUUUGAGCAUAGACGAGCUUGAAGACCUCAACAAUGAUUUCGAUCCUGACAAUUCCAUGCUACCGCCAUCGCAGCGCUGUCGUGACCAAACCAAUAAAACUCCCACUGGCCCAUUCAAGAGAGAUCAUUUGCUGAAAUUUCUUGAGGAACAGGCGAAAAACGAAAAGGAUUGGGAAGAUGUUGUCCCCUUUUCUCCUGGAAUUAAGCGAGGCAAGGUCUGGGAGGGAGAUAGUGGUCAAGAAGGUGGCGAUGAUGCUAUUUCGGGAAUCGCUGCAAUGGAGAUGCCAAUUGAGCUUGACUUAGACGACGAAGAGGAAGAAUUUGAGGCGGCCCUUGAUCAUGCUCCCGAAAGAGAUCUUGUAGAUCUAGCAGGAAUACUUGGAAUGCACAACAUUUUGAACCAGCCACAGUACUAUAACGCACUCAAAGGAAAGCAACAAGACGAUUCCACGGGUACGACGUUUGCGGGUGUUAUUCGAGGAUAUGAACCGAAGGAAACCCCAGAUGAACCAGACAACGAAACAGAUGUGGACGAUUGCAUUACGCGGCUGGAGGAGAAUGAUGAGGAUAUGAAGGAAGUAAAUAUUAACAAUAUGAAGCGGGUUUCGAAGGAAAGAAUCAGGAAACUUAUUACUGCCGCUUGUGCUAGUAAGCACAUCACUAAGCUGAGUAUGGCAAACACUGCGAUAUCGGACAGUGAAGCUCGGGGACUGCUCGAACUUCUUGAGACGUCACCAUCCCUGAAGAUUUUGAACAUUGAAUCGAACUUCAUUACCCCUGAGUUACUAGCGAAACUUCUUCGAGCGACCCUCGUUACUCAAUGUCUCACAGAAUUUCGUGCGGAAAAUCAGCGCCAAGCAGUAUUGGGAAACCAGAUCGAAAUGGAUAUGAUGCUGUCAGUUGAAGAAAAUCAGUCGCUCCUCCGAGUGGGUGUCGCCUUCCAGUCAAUGGAAGCUCGUCAUCGAGUUUCAGAAGCAUUAGAAAAGAACUAUGAACGAGUAAGGUUGCGACGUUUGGGGAAGGAAGACUGA
This is a messenger RNA of Necator americanus (New World hookworm), 1503 nucleotides long. RefSeq lists its product as uncharacterized. The coding region runs from base 1 to 1503 and encodes 500 amino acids. The transcript is spliced from 12 exons. Gene Ontology annotation, molecular function: tropomyosin binding. Gene Ontology annotation, cellular component: cytoskeleton; myofibril. NCBI's taxonomy places the organism in Eukaryota, Metazoa, Nematoda, Chromadorea, Rhabditida, Ancylostomatidae. Gene Ontology annotation, biological process: actin filament organization; myofibril assembly; pointed-end actin filament capping. The record is from RefSeq and is a predicted model, not a curated record.